Rhinichthys klamathensis goyatoka is the source of this 2621-nucleotide messenger RNA. It is a transcript of the gene atl2, whose product is annotated as atlastin GTPase 2. Lineage: Eukaryota; Metazoa; Chordata; Actinopteri; Cypriniformes; Leuciscidae. Gene Ontology annotation, biological process: protein homooligomerization; endoplasmic reticulum organization. Gene Ontology annotation, molecular function: GTP binding; GTPase activity. The record is from RefSeq and is a predicted model, not a curated record. Bases 40 to 1839 code for a protein of 599 amino acids. The transcript has 13 exons.
GGCUGUUACGUCACGCAGCAAAGUUUCAACAGAACCAAGAUGGCGGAAGACAGCGGACCGAGGAAUCGGCAUUUCUCAGCAAAGAACCACAAGUGCCACAACUUUGAUGAAGAUAUGACCGGUGUUGAAGAUGUACCAUUGUGCCGGCCGGUUGAGGCGUUGAGCUCAUUGGAGGAGUUCAGCUCUGACACUUAUGGUGCGGCACCAUGUGCUGUAGCAGAAGAGCUUGAGCCAGAGGAGGACCCGGUACCAGAGGGGGCUCGACCCAUUCAAAUUGUGAUCGCUAACGAGGACGAUCAUAAGUUUGAGUUGGAUGCUGUUGCUUUGGAAAAAAUCCUGAUGCAGGAACAUGUCAAGGAUCUCAACGUGGUUGUGGUGUCUGUGGCCGGUGCCUUCCGCAAGGGAAAGUCCUUCCUGCUGGAUUUCAUGCUACGUUACAUGCACAAUCAGUCAUCUGAGUCAUGGAUGGGAGGAGAUGAUGAGCCGUUGACUGGUUUCUCCUGGAGGGGAGGCUGUGAGAGAGAGACCACAGGAAUCCAGGCCUGGAGUGAGGUGUUUGUUGUGGAAAAGGAAGAUGGAACUAAGGUGGCUGUGCUGCUGGUGGACACUCAGGGAGCCUUUGACAGUCAGUCCACCAUCAAAGACUGUGCCACUGUUUUUGCUCUAAGCACCAUGACCAGCUCUGUGCAGGUUUAUAAUCUUUCUCAGAAUAUCCAAGAAGAUGAUUUGCAGCAUCUCCAGCUUUUCACAGAAUACGGUCGACUUGCAAUGGAGGAGAUCUAUGAGAAACCAUUUCAGAAACUAUUGUUUCUGAUCAGAGACUGGUGUUUCCCUUACGAGCAUAACUAUGGGCUCAAAGGAGGGAAUCACUUCUUGGAGAGGAGACUACAGGUGAAGCAGAAUCAACACGAAGAGCUGCAGAAUGUUAGGAAGCAUAUUCACAGCUGUUUCUCCAGCAUAGACUGCUUUCUGCUGCCACAUCCAGGUCUGAAGGUGGCCACCAACCCUCACUUUGAUGGCAGACUGAAAGACAUUGAUGAUGCGUUUAAGGAGGAGCUGCAGAAUCUAGUGCCUUUACUGCUGGCACCAGAAAACUUGGUAGAGAAAGAGAUCAGUGGAGCUAAAGUCACAUGCAGAGACCUGCUGGAGUACUUCAAGGCGUAUAUCAAAAUCUAUCAAGGGGAAGAGCUUCCACAUCCUAAAUCCAUGGUGCAGGCAACUGCUGAAGCGAACAACUUGACAGCUGUCGCUGGAGCGAAAGACACUUAUAACAGAGCCAUGGAGCAGGUAUGUGGAGGAGACAAACCAUACAUCGCCCCAGUUGACCUCCAGCGCUAUCACGAAGAGUUUAAGAAAACCUCCGUUGAGAAGUUUUGUGCUGUGAAGAAAAUGGGCGGUGUGGAGUUCUGUCAGCGCUACCAGCAGCAGUUAGAGGCGGAGCUGGAUGAAGCGUACACAAAUUUUGUGAAACACAAUGAAAGCAAGAACAUUUUCUAUGCGGCGAGAACUCCGGCCACUCUGUUUGCUGUCAUGUUUGUCACCUACAUGGUCUCCACUGUAACAGGUUUCAUUGGUUUAUCAGUAAUCGCGGCUCUGGCCAGUCUUGUGAUGGGUGUGGCUCUGCUCUCGUUGUGUGCCUGGGCGUAUGUCAGAUACUCAGGAGAGUAUCGGGAAGUGGGCGUGGCUAUAGACCUCAUAGCAGAGGCCCUGUGGGAACAGGUGCUGAAGCCACUUACUGAGCAAUACAUGGAAGAAAAUGUCCGACAGACUGUUGUGAACUCUAUAAGAGCCACGCUUACAGAUCAGGUGACACAAGCUACGAAGUUGAAGACCAACUGACAGUUUGCUGUGCCUUAUCUGCCUAGUGUUUGAACAAUCUGCUUUUAUGUUGUGUAGUUUUUUUUGUUGAUGUUUGGUCAUGUAGACUCUAACCAAAGUUUACAGCAUAAUUUACCCUGACCAAUAUCCACACCACCAAUAUGACGCUGUUAACGGCAAGGAACAUCAUUACAAAUGUUUAUCAAUUCAGGUUUAAGUCAGCAGAUAUACAUGCAGCUUUGGAUUUCUCUUGGUUUGAGGGAUUAUCAGGGAAGCACUACAACUGUUUUAUAAUCUGAAAGGUAAUUUAAAAACUAGAUGUUAAAUCCCUUAUAUGCUUAACGGUUUAAUUACUGCUCUCAGUGGAUGAACUGUAGCAUUUUCAAUUUAGCCUUCUACCACAUCCAGUUACUCCGUGUGAAAACAUACCAGCUUUUUUGCUGGGGUUUUUUUUUUUUUGUGAGAUUUUUAGUGCUUUUAAGGAAUGCUGAAGUUGUAAAUCCAUCCAAGUCACUGCUCUACUGGGCCUCUUUCUGUACAGUGUCGUUUUAGACUGUAUCAUAGCCUCAUGCAUGUAAAUGAGUAUGAAUAUCAGCUGUAGAUCAUCAGAGGAUGUUUCGAGAUGUGUAUGAAUGUGAUCUAUUUGCCUUUUGUUGUACUUCUCUAAGAUCAGAGCCCCUUUCAUUUGUGUCUUCUGACCUAUUGGAGUGCUCAUGAGAUGACUUGAUUUGUCAGUCUUUUAAGGUUAUGCCAUUUAAUUUAUUUUUUAAACAAUUAAAAUAUUUAAAAUUGCUGUGUCUGAC